AUGGAUCUGACGUUUCUCGCCUUUUUUGCGCCCUUCAUCGCGGCCGCGUUUGCACCUGUUCUGGUCAGGCUUCUUGGUCACAAUGCCGCCUGGGUCCUGGCCCUGGUUCCUGCGCUCAUCUUCGUCCACUUUGCCGGCUUUCUGCCCCAAGUGGCCGAGGGCGGCAGGGUGACGGGCGGCGUUCAGUGGAUUCCGUCCUUCAACGUCAAUUUCUCCUGGCUGAUCGACGGCCUGUCCCUGACCUUUGCCCUUUUGAUCUCGGGCAUCGGCACGCUGAUCGUUCUUUAUGCGGGCGGCUACAUGAAGGGCCAUCCGCAGCAGGGCCGGUUCCUCUGCUUCAUCCUGAUGUUCAUGGGCGCGAUGCAGGGGCUGGUCCUGUCGGACUCCUUCUUCAUGUUCUUCGUGUUUUGGGAGCUGACCUCGAUCACCUCGUUCCUGCUGAUCGGGUUCAACCACAAUGCCGAGCGCUCGCGCCGCGCUGCGAUGCAGGCGCUUGUGGUCACCGGCGGCGGCGGGCUGAUCCUGCUGGCAGGUCUCAUCUUCCUGUGGAACAUGACGGGCGUCAGCGAGUUCUCGCUGCUCUUGGGCACCGGCGAUCUGGUGCGCGAAAGCCCGUUCUAUCUGGCGGCGCUGAUCCUCGUGCUUGGCGGCGCCUUCACCAAGUCGGCGCAGUUCCCGCUGCAUUUCUGGUUGCCAAACGCGAUGGAGGCGCCGACGCCCGUGUCGGCCUAUCUGCACUCGGCGACCAUGGUCAAAGCCGGCGUCUACCUUCUGAUGCGGCUCAAUCCGGUGCUUGGCGACACGAUUGCCUGGGAAACCAUUUUGCCGCUGUUCGGCGGCGCGACGCUGCUUGUGGGCACCUUCCUUGCCGUGCGCCAGACCGACCUCAAGCUGAUGCUCGCCUAUACGACCGUGGCCUCGCUCGGCCUUCUGGUCAUGCUCACCGGCUUCGGCACCGAAAAGGCGAUCGAAGGCGCGGUCCUCUAUCUGGUCGCGCAUUCGCUGUUCAAGGGUGCGCUGUUCAUGGUGGCCGGCAAUGUCGACCACGAGGCCGGCACCCGCGACGUGACCAGGCUCGGCGGACUUUUGGCGGCCAUGCCGAUCACCUUCGGCGCCGCGAUCCUGUCGGCCUUCUCGAUGGCCGGCCUGCCGCCCUUCGUCGGGUUCCUCGCAAAGGAGGAGAUUUAUUACGGCAUCGCCGCGUCCGAUCCCUGGUCGAUCUUCAUCACCACCGUUGCGAUCGUCGGCAAUGCGCUGAUGUUGGUGAUCGGCUUUGCCGUCGCCGUCAAACCGUUCCUCGGCCCCAAGGUCGAAACGCCCAAAUCCGCGCACGAGGCGCCGCUUUUGAUGUAUGCCGGGCCGGUUUUGCUGGCCGCGCUGAGCCUUGCUGCCGCCCUCUGGUCGGGUCUGUUCCACCAGUUCAUUUCAAGCCCGAUGGCAUCGGCUGUCGCCGGUGCGCCGCUUGAGAUCACCAUCUCCAUCAUCCCCAAGCCCGGCAUCGCGCUGACGCUGUCGAUCGUCACCAUUGCAAUCGGCGCCAUACUCUAUUUCGGACUGGCCCGUCUGCGCGCUGCAAUGGCGGCCUCGCUCAAGGCGAUCGGCUGGGGUCCCGACCAAGGGUUCGACCAGUUCAUGCGCGGGCUGGUUCGCCUGUCUGUCGUUCUGACGCGCACGCUGCAGAACGGCCGCAUGGAAUUCUACAUGACGGCGACCUUCGUGCUGCUGGCCCUGUGGCUGUUCCGGACCAUGUUCGUCGCCGACGAGUGGCCCGCGGUUCCGGCCUUCCCGGUCCUGUCCAUCUAUGAGUGGGUCACCGUUUCCAUCAUCGCCAUCGGCCUGAUUGCGGUCGUGCGUGCCAAGAACCGCCUGACGGCGAUCGUCUCGCUCGGUAUUCAGGGUUUCGCCGUCGCGAUCCUGUUCAUGCUGAUGGGCGCGCCGGACCUGUCCUUCACCCAGUUCAUGGUCGAGACGCUGACCGUGGUCAUCCUGGCGCUUGCCAUGACGCGGCUGCGCCUGUCGCCGCAGGAUCAUCGCUCCGCCGGCCAGACGGUGCUCGACGGCACCAUCGCCAUCGCCUGCGGCGUUGCGCUGACCUUCAUCCUGCUGCAGAUCCUGCAGACGCCGUUCGACCGGACGCUGACCGAGUUCUUCAAUCUCUACUCCUAUUCGCUCGCCCAGGGCCGCAAUAUCGUCAACGUGAUCCUCGUCGACUUCCGCGGGGUGGAUACGUUCGGCGAGAUCGGCGUCGUCAUGGUGGCCGGAUUGGCGAUUCUCGCCCUUCUGCGGAUCGUGCCCAAGCGGAGUGAGCCGAUGCGCACCUUGAUCUUCCGGGCAACCGCUCCGUACCUGACCGCGCUGAUGCUGCUCUAUUCGAUCUUCGUCCUGUUGCGCGGGCACAACGAACCCGGUGGCGGCUUUAUCGGCGGACUGAUCGCCGCAUCGGCGCUGGCCAUCUACGGCAUCGCCUGCGGCGUUUCGCCGGUGCGGCGCGCGAUCCGCUAUCAUCCGAUGGCGAUUUCCGGGUUUGGCCUGUUCCUUGGUGCGAUCGCCGGGAUGUUCUCGCUGUUUGCCGGCGUGCCCUACAUGACGGGUCUUUGGAUCUACCCGACCGUUUUCGGCGUUGAACUGAAGCUUUCCACGACGCUGAUCUUCGACAUCGGAGCGCGACUGAUGGAAACCGCCGUUGCGGUCCUGACCGGCCUUUAUUUUGCGGUCUCGAUCUAUCUGAUGCUGUCGCGGCACAUCAUCCGCAUCCUGCUGGGCACGGUGACCCUGUCGACCGGUGCGAACCUGACGAUCUUCGCAAUGGGACGCAUCACACGGGAAGUGCCGCCGAUCAUCCCCAGCGGCCUUUAUCUGCCGGCCGAGGGCGCCGCCAACGCGCUGCCGCAGGCGCUUGUCCUGACCGCGAUCGUGAUCGCCUUUUCCCUGUUCGCCUUCCUGCUCGUGCUCGUCAUGCGCUCCUAUCAGGAGCUUGGCACCGACGACACGUACGCCAUGCGCGACGCUGAACCCGAGGGCGAGCCGCUGCCGCCGCUCGGCUACUCCGACGCCUUCGUCAUGGAGGCGCCCGCACUUGCCGACUGGCUGAUCGUGAUGCCGCUCGUCAUCGGCUUCAUCUUCGCCGCGCUUUGCCUGAUGACCCGCAAGGACACCAGACGGCAGCCGGCGAUUGCGAUCACCGGACUUGUCCUGAUCCUGCUGUGUGUCGUCGGCCUUUUCGUCCAUGUGCUCGUCAACGGCACGGUCGUGAUGGCCAUGGGGCGCUGGCUGCCGCCCUUCGGCAUCGCAUUCGUUGCCGACAUGCUGGGCGCGACGCUUGCGCUGAUCAGCGGCAUUGUCGGGUUGGCGACCGGCAUCUACGCCUUGCGCGAGGCCGACAACACCGAACGGCGCUACGGCUUCUACCCGUUCCUUCUGAUGAUGUUGUCGGGCGUGAUCUGCGCCUUCCUGACGGGCGACAUCUUCAACCUCUAUGUCUGGUUCGAAGUGCUGCUGCUCGGCUCGUUCGGCCUCCUGAUCCUGGGUUCGAGGCGUGACCAGCUCGACGGCGCGACCAAGUACGCGUUUUUGAACCUGGUUGCGACGACGCUGUUCCUGAUCGCCGUGGCCUAUGUCUACGGCCUGUUCGGAACGCUCAACAUGGCCGACAUCGCGCGCAAGGCGGCCGUGAUGGACGAGGUCGGGCCGCGCCUGACGAUCGCCGCGCUGUUCUUCUUUGCCUUUGCGAUGAAGGCGGCCGCGUUCCCGCUCAACUUCUGGCUGCCGGCCUCCUAUCACACGCCGCGGCUGGCGGUCGGCGCGAUCUUUGCCGGUCUCCUGACCAAGGUUGGCGUCUAUGCGCUGCUGCGCAUUCUUCUGACGAUCUUUCCGGCCGACCGCGACGAUCUGGCCGUGGCGAUCGCCGUCGUUGCCGCCGCAUCGAUGCUGCUCGGCGCGAUUGGUGCGCUCGCCCAGACCGACAUGCGCCGCGUUCUGGGUUAUCUGGUGAUUUCCGGGAUCGGCAUCAUGCUGGCCGGCCUGGCGCUCGGCAGUGCAACGGGCCUGUCGGGGACGGCAUUCUACACCGCCCAUUCGAUGGUCGUCAUGACCGCGCUUUAUCUCUUGGUCGGCAUUGUCGGCGCGGCGGCCGGCACGUUCGAUCUUCAUCGCGCAGGCGGUCUUUAUGCAACCGCACCCUGGCUGGCGGUCGUCGCGCUGGUCUUGGCCUUUUCCGUCUCGGGCCUGCCGCCCUUUUCCGGCCUCUGGCCGAAGAUCUUUCUGGUCAAGGCUUCGAUCGACGUCGGCGCCUGGUGGCUGGCCGCCGCGAUCCUCGUCUCCGGUUUCCUGACCACGAUCGCCAUUGUGCGGCUGUUCGCUUUCGCCUUCUGGCGCCCCGCCCAUCCCGACAUGCGGUCGCUGUCGCUUGCCGAAGUGCCGGUCGCGCGGCUGGGCCUGCCGGUCCUGGCCGGCCUGUGCGGCCUGACCGUCAUCGCAGGCCUUUACCCCGAACCGUUCAUCCAGGUGUCCGACCGGAUCGCGUUCGAAUUGAGCCGUGCAGUGAACCUGUUUCUCGCCAACAUCCUUCUCGCCCUGUCCUGGGCGGCCGUCUCCGGCAGCUUCGCGCUGAUCAACAUCCUGUUCGGAUUUGCGCUCGGCGCAUUGGCGUUGACCAUCAUCCAGGAACAGGUCGGCUCGGUCGGCUAUCUGUCGCGGCUUUACCGCAUCAUCUCGCUGCUGCUGCUGUUCGUCUACGAACUGAUCCUGUCGGCCACGCGUGUGGCCAUUCUUGUGCUGUCGCCGAACAUGAAGCUGAAACCGGGCAUUCUGGCCUAUCCGCUCAAGGUCGACCGCGAUCUGGAAAUCACGGUUCUGGCCAAUCUGAUCACGCUGACGCCGGGCACGCUGUCGGUGGAUGUCUCCGCCGAUCGCAAGACGCUCUACAUCCAUGCGCUGGAUUGUUCGGACCCCGACAGCAUACGCGCCGACAUCGCCGACGGCUUCGAGCGCAAGAUAUUGGAGAUCGCCUUGGUGAUUCUCAGCCUGGCGUUCCUGGGCACCGUGUUCAAGGUGAUCCGCGGGCCGACGCUGCCCGACCGGAUUCUUGCGCUCGACAUGCUGGUGGCGACCGCCAUCGGCUUUAUAGCGGCCAUCGGCAUCAAGACGGGUUUCACGCUUUACGUCGAUAUCGCGAUCACGCUGGGCCUUGUCGGUUUUCUGGCGACGGUUGCGUUUGCCCGGUUCGUUCUGACCCGUGGCCGCAGCGAGAACGAUGGGCCGAGCGAAGACGACGACAUGACGCAGGACGCGGUGAUCAUGCCCGAUGCCGCGCAAUUUUCCGAAAUUGGCGAGGCGAAGAAGAAAUGCGUGGUCUUCUUCCUGUUGACCGCGCCGAUCGCCGCGCACCUUCUGGCGCGCGCGGCAUACGCUGUGGGCUAUCCGCUGACCAAGGACAGUGUGCGCGACGAUCUGGUGCAUUCGGCGCUUGGCAAGACGGGCGAUGGCACCGAAAGCGGUCCGGCCGAAAAGCCCGUGCCGGCGGUGAACCCCAAGCGCUCAGUCACGCGCGACUACAUCGUGUGCCUGGAAGACGGCAAGAAGUUCAAGUCGCUCAAGCGUCAUCUCAUGAGCCACUAUGGCCUGACGCCGGAAGAGUACCGCGAGAAGUGGGGCCUUGCGCCCGACUAUCCGAUGGUUGCUCCGGCUUAUGCCGAACAGCGCUCACGGCUGGCGCGCGAAAUGGGUCUCGGCCGCAAGCCGGGUGCCAAAGUCAAGAAAAAGUAG
Messenger RNA from Effrenium voratum, 5763 nucleotides. NCBI's taxonomy places the organism in Eukaryota, Dinophyceae, Suessiales, Symbiodiniaceae. The record is from the annotation of a GenBank genome assembly.